This is a messenger RNA of Anoplopoma fimbria (sablefish), 4905 nucleotides long. RefSeq names its product codanin 1 (gene cdan1). Gene Ontology annotation, cellular component: nucleus. The coding region runs from base 11 to 4033 and encodes 1340 amino acids. Gene Ontology annotation, biological process: chromatin organization. NCBI's taxonomy places the organism in Eukaryota, Metazoa, Chordata, Actinopteri, Perciformes, Anoplopomatidae. The record is from RefSeq and is a predicted model, not a curated record. The transcript has 28 exons.
UCCGCGCAGAAUGGCGGCUCUUUUGGAAUCUGUCCUGUGGAAGAAAGUGGACAUUAAAACGGUCUUGGACUGGCUGAAGAAUGAAAAGGAAAGUGAGAAGCUGGCAUUCAGAGAACCUGAGGUGACAGUUCACAAACAAGAAUUUGUCCCUUUUCUUCUGAACUUCCUGAGAGAGCAGAGCAGUCAAGCACUAACUCAUGGCCCUGCCACGCCGGCCAAGACCCCCAGACCUGCUGCACAGACUCAGGGCGUGACUGACAGGAGGACUGGCAGGUCCGCUGGUGUUGGAGCUGGUUCUCGGAGUGCCAGCCGGGUCCAGCUGUUUUCUCCUUCGUCCUCAGUGUCACCUGGGUCUGAAUGGGAUGCUUCUGGUCAGUCAGAGGUCAACGCCUUCAGCAGCCCCUCCUUUGCUACAGGAUGGAGCCCCGCCUCCAGGCCUUCAGGCCCAGAACGCCGGUCUAGCCAGAGGAUCAGUCUGGGGGACUACAUGGUUUCUCCUCCUGACCUCCAGAAAAGCCCUGGCUCCCAGUCACAGAAGGGUCGCAGGAGAAGUGGUGGCAACGUGACAGUGGGGGGACAAGGGAAACAUGGAGGAUGGCGUGGUGGGCAUCACAGUGAUGAGAUUGGACGAUGGGAAAGUGGGGGAAGAAGGUCAGGUAGAGGAGGAGGAGGAGGAGGAGGGAACAGUAAGACAAGCGAGCAGGUUUCACCUCCAUCUGUGGGGCAGCUCAACUUCAACAACUUGGAGGACUUCCCUCCUGUUGGGUCAUCACCCAUUUCACCUGCGGCAUCCAAACCGUCUAGACGAAUAAACCCAACCCCAGUCAGUGCAGAACGGCCUCACUCCAAACCAAAGAUCUGCUUCACCUCCACCCCAUUCAGUGAAGCUUCUAGUCCCUCGUUGGUUGUAGAGACGCUCGAGGGGUCAAUAACAGUGGGCAGUCCUCCGAGCCUGCAGGAAGAGAGGGAGCUACUAAAGAGAGAAAAGACAAGGCGUGCUCAGCAGGUUAGCUCUCCUCUACUGUCCUCUCUGGACCCGUGCACCCCCACUAAGUUAGGGCUUAGGACGAGCUCUAAAGUUACACCAGAUCUGCAGACACCCUGUCCUGAACCAUCCAAAGUCACCUUCUCUUUGGAACUGGAUCUCCUGGCAGAGCUAUACUGUACCUGCAUUUCUGAAAACCUUGUGCCAAACAUUUUUCUGGAGCUUUUCUUCGUGGUGCAGUUGCUAACGUCUCAAUCACCUCACACUCGUGAUGAUGAUGAACAGGAAAGUUUGUGUGCCGUGAAUUCAGAAAUUCUGGAGAGAUGUUACCUGAGACAAAUACACAACUGUGUGUACUUUGCGGUGAAGGUUCUGGAGAAUCAGUUUCAGUUGGUAGCUCAUUUGGACAAGUGUACCUUGCGUCUACUGGCGGAGAACGAACGGGUGGCGCCUUUCUCUCCGGAUCUCAGAGACCGACUGACUCAGGCCCAGGAGGGAAGCACAGCCAAGCUCUCUCCUUCAGUUUCCACUUUCAUCCACUCAGUCUCAUUCCAGCCUGCUACUGACAACCGGUCAAACUUCAGUAGUGACAAGGCCUUCCACACCUUUAAAAAACAUAGAGAUGUUUUUUACGAGGUGUUACGAGAAUGGGAGGACUUUCACAAAGAGCAGGGGUGGAACUUUGAUGCUGCUCUUGGUAGCAGGAUAAGAGGGAUGAUGAGUCAACUGACAACUGUAGGAAACCAUUCACAUUUUGCUCGUCUGUUCCUGAAGCAGCUUGUUCAGAUGUGUAAAGGGCCCCGUGUGAACAGCUCUCCAGGGGAUACCCCUGAUGCGGACUUGCUAGGCAUGCUGGGAGCCGACAGCCUCGGGCGUCUGAAGCGCCUUGAGGAGCGUCUCAUUCAGCCUCAGGGAGUCGUUGGGCCCUGCCCUCCUCCAGCCUUCCCAGGACACCAGGAGUUCUUCAGGGAUUUCCUGCAGGCAGCUAGCUGCUGCCAGCUGAACCAACACUUGCAGGACAGCUUGUGUCAGCAGCUCCUCCAGCUGGACGAGGUCUCCAUCCUGAGUCCUCCUGCUUCCAUGGCGGAGGUAGAGGAGGAGGGAGACGGGGACAUGGAGCAGCAGGAUGAGAAGCAGCGGUUCACCUCAGUGCUGCUCCUCGCUCGUCUUCUGGCUAAGUUUCUAGGAUUCAUUUCCUUUCUUCCUUACCAAACAUCUGACAGACCAUCCAGGGAGAUACAGGAGACUGCUAUAGCCCUGCGCAGCAAGAGUGUUCCAGUGCUGGAUGUGUGUGCUGUGCUGAGCAACAGUAUGAAAAGGAGGCGCACCAUCCUGACUGUGCCCUGGCUGGUGGAGUUCCUCUCCAUGAUGGACAUUAUUGGUCCCCUCCUGCUCUGCUAUAGAACGGCACUGGGCAAACUGCUUCUCCUGUACAGGAGAAUGCUGCUGGGCAGAUGUGGAGAAAUUUGUUACCUAAACAAGCUACUAAUGGUGUCGGUGUUGGGUUGGCUUUUCCAGAUCCCAGUGAUUCCUGAGGACAUUUUCUUCACCAAUGAGUUCACUGAGGUGGCCAAGCUGGAGGACGGCACCACGAGUGCUGCGGGGCUCGACUGCAUUCCCCUGGUGGAUCAGCAGCUUCUCUACACCUGUUGUCCAUUUCUUGGUGAGUUCCGUAAGCUCCUCGCCGCCUUUGUGUCUGGAAGCACCGCCAAAAGUGGAGGAAUUAUCCGCAAGAUCACUCCCACUUCUGCCGAGCUUAAGGACACACCAACUGCCAACAGGUCGCAGCAGAAACUACAGGUGGACCUCGAGCAAGCCUUCUUUCACAACCAGCCUCCGUCGUUGCGUCGCACCGUGGAGUUUGUGGCUGAGAGAGUCGGAUCCAACGCCGUCAAGCACAUGAAAGCCACAUUAGUGAGUGAGUUGGUGGAGCGAGGUGAGAAGAUGCUCAGAGACGGUCUGAAGUCGCCAAACUCAAAUCCGUCAAAGCUGAAUGAUUCCAUCUGUGCUCAGCUGUGUGUCGCAGGAUUGGAGGCCAUGGCAAAAUCCACCAGAUUUUGCUCUGAGAAGAGUCCAGAGGCCAUACGAAUUCUGCUCUCCGAUCAGACGUCCCCUGCUAUCCUGACCACAUCUGAAAACAUCACCAAACGUCUUGCAACAGAAAAAGCCUGCAGCUGGCUCUCCGCCAACAUCACAGCCCUGAUAAGACGAGAGUGGAAGAGCAGGUAUGACCGUGUGAUGAAGGCUGUCGGUAGCCCCGUGGCUCCAGACUCCAGGGGUGUGGAGGGGGCUGGGCUUGAGCUGGUCACCAAGGAUGAGCAGUCGACUACUCCCAAGAGGAAACAAGGAAGUGAGAGAGUGACAUCCUGCCCUCUGCACUGCAACCACAGUGCUUCACUGCCCUCUGACAUCAUCAUUGAGAUGAAGGAGUUGCUGAGCAUUGCAGUCGGCCCCCGGACUAAUGAUGAGCUGCUCACCGGCUCUCAGGUGAAAACGCUGUUACAGAGAGUGGGAGAUACGCUGGCCUGCAGAAAGUUUUCCACUGUGGUGUCAGAGCAGAUGCUACUAAACACUACUGUCCUACUGGCCUGCAAACUGGUGUCUGCAGAGCUGCCUGUACUGUCUGCGUCAGGGGGCAGCGGAGGUGAUGGGGUUGUUGUGGGUCUUGGUUCAGGAUCAGAGCCUCCUGUCAGAGCGCUGCUGGAGCAGCUCGCCGAGCUGUGGCGAGCAGACCGGUGUUCCUCCGCCCCCCUCCACCUGCUCUUCACCCCACUCACUGUCACUGCUGUGCUGAAGGCCAGCGACACGGAGUGGAAGAACUACCUGUUUCUGGUUAGAAAGCUGGUUGACGGACAAGUCUUGAGCGAGGAAGAGGUCAUAUCUCACUGGAAGAAGCUAACAAACUUGGCCUUGCCCGCGUUGACGGAGCUGAUAGAGAAUUUCCAAUUGCAGUCGCGGAGUAUUAAACCCCCCUUUCCUCUGGCUGAUUUGCAGAGCUACUUGGAUAGGCUGCAGGUCUCACUACAGACAGUAGAGGGCGCUACAUGACAACAACAAUAAUACUACCCAGCAUCCCUCAGCAUCUCCUCUGUUAUCCACUCUGUGUUUUAUGUCACAUCUUACAGUGUGUUAUUCAGGAGAGAGACAGAUAUUGGGGACUUCUUGUUGUUGACCAAUAUAUCGAAUUGCCACUGCACAGCCCAUCAAAGCCGUACCACAGUCAGCUUCUGCACCGACUUUGCAGGCUUCAGACCUUUGUUCUCCACUUGUGAAGUGACAGCAGCCUUUCAUGAAUCCCUCUGCUCUCUUGCUAAGGUGCCGGUGAGAACCAGAGAGCCCUGCCAGUCAGAAGUAGCUAGGGGACCACACCGUUUCACACCUUUUUUUAGAUCUGUUAAACUUUCAUGCAAGCAAACCUGGUAUAUGAUUGUGUCCGAAGGGAAAGACUAGUACAGUAGAUGAAACGUUUCAAACAGUGAAGACGGUUGCAGAGAAUUGGCUAAGAAAGAAGAAAGGUCGGCGUCAAACUGCCGAGGACUCAAACUGAGUAACUUCAGUGUCACCUUUAAAGACCACGACUCAUUAAAACAUGCAAUUAUGUUCCCAAAUUCUACAUGAAUUAUUCUACCAGACAAGCCAUAGUUUUUAGAGAAACUCUCAGUAAUAAAUAGACUAAAAAACUAUUAUUGUUGUUUUUUAGACUUAUCAGACAAAAAUUAAAUGUCUUUAUUUUAGUAUAGCACUUUCACAGACUGCCUUUGACCGCCACUACUAGUGACUGCAUGUUUGUUCUAUGAAUGCAAGACUGCGUUUGUGAUUGUUUUUUUAGUUCAUGUUGAACGAGCGCCGUAUUCCCUGCUGCUUUUUAAAAUUGAAAUAUUUUUACGUUGCCACAAAAAUAAUAAUAAAGAUGUGCUUUA